CCACACUUCCUGCUUCCUGCACGAUCGCAACCUCAACGAUAAUCUCGCAAGGAGACAACGGGAUGCCAAAAGCUUAUGCAUUGAUUCGCAUCAAACCACUCAACGCUGCAGUUCAUACAUUCCUCGCGCCAAGAAAACCUUACUAGAGCAUACAUGUUCGAAGCCAGAUGGAUUCAUGUGCCUGGCACCCCAAAAUACCUCAAGGUUGGACCAGGGAGGUUCGACAGCGACGAUCAGGCAAGACAGCGGGAAAACUGGACGUGUACAUCACUAGUCCCUACGGGCAGAGGUUUCGAUCAAGAGCUUCUCUGCGAGCGUUCCUCGUAAAAAACGCUCAAGACGUGGACAUCGACCUCUUUGAUUUUAAAGCAACCUCUCUUCAUUGCCUCCCUGUUGGAGAGAAGCAGACAUCAGCUGGACAGCAGGACAUUCCGGAAGAGACAUCACAAAUACUGGCUCUCCCUCCAAAGACAUCAGAAAGAGCUAGCUCCCCGCACAAAAGCCUGUGUGUGGAGCAGACGAAUUCUGAAAGCCAAAGGACUCCUGAACAUGCAACUUGGGCGCAUGAAGAUGACCCAUUGCACGAGGGAUUCGAAAAAGACAACAAACCCAAUCGGGAACAAGAGUUAGUAUCGGACGUAACUGCUGGAAAUGGCGCAAAAAAAGUGGCAAAUUCCAAAAAUAAAUCGAGAUAUUCCAAAGGCAACCGGAAAACGAGCCCUUACUUUAGCAGAAAACUUCUCGCAGAUGGUCCCAGUCCACCUCGAAGAAAGGCCUUCAAGAAGUGGACACCUCCUCGUUCUCCUUUCAACCUUGUUCAAGAAAUCCUGUUCCAUAAUGUCUGGAAACUACUGGUGGCUACCAUCUUUCUCAACAAAACAAGGGGUAAGAUGGCCAUUCCGCUCCUUUGGCAAUUCUUCGAGCUGUACCCAUCUGCAGAGGUGGCCCGCCGAGCUGACCGCAAGGUCAUGUCGGAACUCCUGAAGCCGCUCGGCCUCUUUGACCUUCGGGCCAAAAUCAUCAUCAGAUUCUCAGUGUUCAAUGUGGACCUUCUGUCGUGUUCAGACGAAUACCUGAGCAAAGCGUGGCGUUACCCCAUCGAGCUGCACGGCAUCGGGAAGUACGGCAACGAUUCCUACAGAAUCUUCUGUGUGGAGGAAUGGAGACAGGUGAGGCCUGAUGAUCACAUGUUGAACAAGUAUCAUACUUGGCUGUGUGAAAACCAAGAGACGCUGGGAAUCUGACAACAAUGCCAAGAGGUGUCAGUCAUCAGUGGACAUUUUUUUAUUAGGACUAUUUUAAUUUAAAGGGACGGUAUAAUGUUUUUUUUUAGGUUGUCUCUGACUGGUCAACAACUCUUUGUACAUUUUUUUUUUUUAAAUCAGAGAUGCAAAUAAAACUUUCUAGAUUCAGUUUUUCA
Molecule: messenger RNA, 1420 nt
Organism: Syngnathus typhle (broad-nosed pipefish)
Lineage: Eukaryota; Metazoa; Chordata; Actinopteri; Syngnathiformes; Syngnathidae
Product: methyl-CpG-binding domain protein 4-like
Exons: 8
Coding region: 168-1244 (358 amino acids)
Biological process (GO): DNA repair
Cellular component (GO): nucleus
Molecular function (GO): DNA binding; catalytic activity
Source: RefSeq, a predicted model, not a curated record